CCUCUGCUCCAUGUUCCUUUGUCCCUGUCUUGAUCUCCCCCCUUCAGUCACUUGCUCAAGAAAUCCCUCUCGAGUCCCCUGUUCUCAGGUUCCCACACCGUUCGUUUCCUCAAGGUCAUGCUUUGAUGCUUGCAGGAGCUGUUGCCGAACACAUGGAGGUGGAGUACCGGGAGGAGUACAUUAGGAACUCAAGAGGUGUGCGGCUCUUCACAUGCAGAUGGCUGCCCACUUCUUCUUCUUCACCGAAAGCCCUCGUCUUCCUCUGUCAUGGUCGUCAUGAUCUCUUCAUUCACAGGCUACUUGGUUGUCUUCGGUCCAUACAUAACAUCAUCUCAUUCUUGGUUGCAGGAUACGGCAUGGAAUGCAGUGGAUUCAUGAAAGGGUGCGGCACCAAGUUGGCGGCGGCCGGAUUCGGCGUGUUCGGCCUCGAUUAUGAGGGACACGGGAGGUCGAUGGGUGCCCGAUGCUACAUUAAAAAGUUCGAUAAUAUCGUCGCCGAUUGCGAUUGGUUCUUCAAAUCUGUUUGCGGAUCGUCGGAGAACCAAGACAAGUGUCGAUUUUUGUAUGGGGAGUCGAUGGGUGGCGCGGUGGCGCUCCUCCUCCAUCGGAAGGACCCGACUUUCUGGGAUGGUGCGGUUCUCGUGGCGCCGAUGUGUAAGAUAUCAGAGAAGGUGAAGCCUCAUCCGGUGGUGGUCAAUCUUCUAACUCGGAUAGAGGAGAUCAUACCCAAAUGGAAGAUUGUUCCUACCAAGGACGUCAUUGACUCUGCCUUCAAAGACCCAAUCAAGCGUGAAGAGAUUAGGAACAACAAGUUGAUCUACCAAGACAAGCCGCGGCUCAAGACCGCGCUGGAACUGCUUAGGACAAGCAUGAACCUCGAGAGCAGCUUAACCAUGGUGACGCUGCCCUUCUUCGUGCUCCACGGGGAGGCCGACACGGUGACCGACCCGGAGGUAAGCCGAGCGCUGUACGAGCGGGCCGGGAGCAGCGACAAGACCAUCAAGCUCUACCCGGGGAUGUGGCACGGGCUGACCGCCGGGGAGCCCGACGACAACGUGGAGGCCGUGUUCGCCGACAUCAUCGCGUGGCUGGACCGUCGGAGCGUCUGCGGGGCGCACGACCGGGUCGAUCGGUGGCAGAUGAAGGCGAACGGGGACGUGUGGAACGCCAGCCCCGAUUCGCCGGUGGGAGGGGGGCGGUGGUCGCGGCGACCCGGGAGGUUCCUCUGCGGGUGGAAGGGGCGGACGCAGCAUCACUCUGCCAUGUGAGAGAGAUUGUCAUGUGAUGACGAACAAGAAAUAACGAUACCAACAACAAUAAUUAUUAGUAUUUUCAAUUUUAGUAAUUUGUCGAACAAAUA
This is a messenger RNA of Musa acuminata subsp. malaccensis (wild Malaysian banana), 1360 nucleotides long. Lineage: Eukaryota; Viridiplantae; Streptophyta; Magnoliopsida; Zingiberales; Musaceae. The record is from RefSeq and is a predicted model, not a curated record.